Molecule: messenger RNA, 1097 nt
Organism: Phytophthora nicotianae INRA-310
Lineage: Eukaryota; Oomycota; Peronosporomycetes; Peronosporales; Peronosporaceae
Exons: 2
Coding region: 220-1014 (264 amino acids)
Biological process (GO): phosphatidic acid biosynthetic process
Cellular component (GO): endoplasmic reticulum membrane
Molecular function (GO): ATP-dependent diacylglycerol kinase activity
Source: RefSeq, a predicted model, not a curated record
AUUCUCUUCAUAAAAGAAGAGAAAACAGUCAUGUCCUUCCAUCGCAGUCCAAGUGUUGCUACUCGUCGACACUAUAGAAAAGAUAUACAGCUAGGUUCACCGUGCUUUGUGGCUGGAUAUUGCGCUGGAAAGAGUUGACAACACCUCGAUCCUUGAUUCCAUCAGGUCGGCGUAAGUACGUCAGCAUAAAAACCCUCUCGAAUCCGUUUAUAACGGAAAAUGCAACGGUCAUCGAUGUCUUCGGACGACGGAGGAGUGUCGUUAGGAGCCUGUGCAGCGUGUGUGGCAGCGAUUCUGCUGUUCCAGUACCUCGUAUCGGCUCGACCUCUGGAUGCAGCUCAUAAUGGCGUGGCGCGACGCGGGGAUCUGCAUUUGCAGCGUAAAAUGCAGCACCUGGGCACGGGCGCAAUGAUCUACGCUGCCUCGAGGUUAUUUGUGCCAUUGACGGGAGCCACGGUGCUGCUGUUCUUCGCUGGGUUGUUCUAUGGAUUAAACGAGUUGAGGGGUCGAUACGAGACGGUUAAUGCAGCCUACAUCAAGUGUUUUAGCAGUAUUUUACGCCAACACGAAGUGUCAAGAGCAGCACUACCGGGAGCGUUCUACUUUUUACUAGGAUCGGGCUUCUCACUCACGUUAUUUCCUCCUCGAGUCGCUCGACUCGCUAUUCUUCAUUUGUCAGUGGGGGACCCUGCUGCUGCCUUCUUUGGAACGCUGUACGGUCGACACAAACUGGUGACUUUGGUGGGGAAGCUGGGUGGCAACAAGUCGCUGGAAGGGUCAAUUGGAUGCUUCUGCGUCACCGUUGCUGCUACAUUCAUGGCGUUGAGAAUGGAACAAGACUUUUAUUUCGACGUAGACGGUGGCAUUGCAGUCGCCGCCGGUACUAUCUCGUUGGCGGCUGGAAUAAGUGCUGCGGCUGCAGAAUUGCUGGACAUUGGCGGAUGGGACGACAAUCUAACACUCCCGUUGUUAUCUGGCGUGUUUUUACAGCUAACUGUGGGCCAUUUACUAUAGAAACAUACUCGAUAUAAGUGCAAAAAUGUACGACAUCAAAUUCAAAAAUGUAGUCUAUUCUAACGCAAAAUUGAAUCUGUCUC